ACAACAACAAGUCCUCUUGAAUGCUUUCUAUCUUCAAGAUCUCAGCUGCGUGCAUUUGAUACUGCAUUCAACUUCCUUCUCUUGUCCCUUAUUCAACAACUUAUCGGGACUGUGGUAUAAGUGAGAAAAAGUUAACGUCUGCCGUUAAAGGUCAUCUCUCAAAGAUGAGCGCAGAUAUCCAGAGGAACGAUGCGCGCGGCUCGUCCGCUACUGCUGCUACUGAUCCCUUGUUCGAUACUGGUGACCUGGGAAAUCUUGCCAAAGGUAGAAUUUCAACAGUUAUUAUUGCCUCCGAAUGGCACUUCAAGCCAGGAGGGGUUAUGGAAGUUGAGAAACGUUUCGCGGAGAAACGAGACCGAAUGCGUGCUGUAGGUGUCCGUCAUUUUGAUUCGUGUGGUAGUACUCUCUUAUAGUAUGGUUCAUCAUCCUUCCCAAGCCUGUGAAAGCUCUUUCCAUGUAGCAGUUAGUUUUUUGGGUCUCUUUGAAGGACUGGCUUUUUAUAUCUUCACAUUCCCAGAGCCCGCGCAGAUUUUAUGCCACAUUGCUUCACGUAUAUCUACGUAUUCUCUUACAUUCAAACACUACUGCCAAUAAAAUUUAAAGGAUAACCACUGAAGCUAAACUAGGACGGUUAUAUUCAAUGGCGCGACCAAGAUCACCAUUUCCUGCUCUUCUCGGAAAGACAUCUCGUGCCUCUUUUAGAAGAAUUACAUCAGAUCACGAGAGCGAUAAUUGUACAGGAGGGUGGCGAUAGGGAACCUGAUUCGGAAGAUGAUAAUGACGAUGACGAAGGUGAUACAUAUAGCGACUUAUCAACAGAGGUGUGCUAUCCGAUCUCUAUCUUUCAUUGCAAUAAAGGCUGACAUUUCCCUAGUUCCAGAGCAAAUUGAUCGCGAAAGUGACCAACUACGAACUAUUUCGGCACACACGCCCACCCAACCCAGAUAAUGAUGAGGAAUUUUAUCCAGACAUCGUCAAGAACUUUGACUAUCGUGACAUCUGGAGUUACCCCCCAGAAAUAUUGAUGGACAAAAUCUUGAAACUGGCCAUUGUUCAAGAGCUGGAAGCCAUGACGGACAGCAAAAUUGUCAAGUCACCCAGCCAAUCGAAGGUUUAUAUCGGGUCAGACAGGAAUGGCAGUGUUGAUUUGGUAAUCGUUAAACUCGAAAAUAUUGCGAAGUACAGUGUGAGUGAAAAACUUAAGCUCUUUCAUUUCAUCAAACUUUUUUUAAGCUAACUAUCUACGUAGUUGACGCAUACCUCUUUCGAUCACAUCUUCUAUACGGAGGAGGUAGAAUCGUGCAAAUUUAUUAUUAAAGCAUUUCCUGAGAUCAAAAAGAAAUUUCUUGAAACUACUCUUUUGGAACGAGUCAUUUUCCCUAAAUAUCUGUCUGAAAGACUCACAGUUCGAGCCUGUCUAUGGAACACGGCCAAAGUGACGUAUAUCCCGUUUAAGAUCGCUAAGCAUACUCCAGCAGUAGCCAGUCCAGGAACACAAGCCGCUGCAACAAAACCAUGGGCCGGGUUUGUUUGGAAGCUUCGAGGGACUCCGGGAGAUGAUCCUGUGAAAUAUUUCCCGAGUGGAUAUGCAAAAGAAAUCAAGAGACAAGAAGAUGAAGAGGGGCAGCCGGAAGAUAAAGCUGCUAGCUCGGCGCACGUUGAUAUUGAGGGCUGGGUGGCAAAUGCGACAACCACUGCCGAUCCUUCGCAGGGACUGAACGGUGGCGGUUGGGGAGGCAUUGUUGAGACGCCUCACAAUUCCUUAGCUCGCCUGGCCAUGGCUUCGGAACCGGACGCGAAUUCCAACGUUAAUACGAGUACUGAAAGAUUGAAGGAUUUCAUUCACCAAGAGACGAGAACCAAGCCGGACAAGCCUCUCACUCCUGUAGAAUGCUCAAGCACACCAGCUGAGUCGGAGACGAACCUAUUGGACGGUGAGUUACAUAUCAUGACCAAAACUAAGUCUUGUGCUAAUUGAAACAUAGGGCAGUUGUCGCUACAAGUGGGAAUAGACGAGCAUGGUGUGUUGCAGUCAAGCCUUCUUGAUUCUGCACUUGAUGCAGAACUGAUAAAUUCUGAUUGGGACGCAUUGAGACACAACGCCUCGGAGGGUGCACUAAUUGAUGUUAGUUCAAGUCCCACAAGAUCACCCAAUUUGAAAAUAUUCGAUAUGGCAGACAGUUCUAAUGCUUGGGGGACUCGUCAAUUUACGGCAUUAGAACCACCAGCAUCAUCGUCUUUAUGGUCGCUUGGCCAGCCACAGCUUCCAUCCGAAGAGCUUGAAGGUCUUAUGACUACGGUAUCUCCAUCGAUGGCGGAUUUAGCAUUCAAUUCUGGUAAUGACUUAUCUAAUUUAAUUGACUCUUCCUAUUCACCAAGAUUAUCUGGUAGUUCUAGACCUACUUUGAUGUCUCUCAACAAUCGGCAAAGAUUGCCCUCUCCGCAAAGCUUGGGGCUUUCAGAGUCAGAGACACUUCGCGAAAAUAGAUUACAACUGCCUCGGCGUCAACAUGAGGAUGAAACGAGUACUCGAGUUUUUCACAAGACCAUGAAUCAAAAGGCAUCGCCUAGCAAUAAAGAAGUAUCGAAGCUGAGGACUGUGGCAAGACCGCAAGAGUCUUUCCUGAAAGAUGUCGAAGGAAUGUUUGGUGCUUUAAUGACGCAAGUGAGAGGUUUUCGUGGCGAAGUCAAGGCACAUAUAGACUUUGGUAAAAUCUUGCUAGGGAACCUCCCCGUAAAGAUCGUUUCUAAAGAACAGAACAUCAAGCCAUAUGAUGAGCCUUUUAUCAUUAGGCAUUUGUGCCCACCACCCGAGAUGAAUGUCAGGAUUGGAGAUGGCCCUGAGCUUUUCUUCACUGAUAUAUUAACCACGUUAGAAGCCGACACCACGUUUCUCUCUAAUCUCAAAAACAGAGAGGGUGCUCGCCUCUGGUCCGAAAAUUGUUCGGAGUGGAAGGUUACGUAUGAGUUUAUGUGCGAAGAAAUACGCACUGAAAAUUUAUUCACCAUUGAAAUCGAUUCAGAGACCUUCGAUACUCACAUUGUAGUGUUGAGGAAGUUUGGGGAAAUCUAUGUGCAUGGUACAAUGCGCCACUGGGAUUUAAAACUUACAGUAGAUGGGAUUGAAGAUGAGGAAGAAAUUCGCAAUAGUUUGCCUGGCUACAAUAAUCUAGCUACAGAAAUUCAGCGAAACCUUUAUAUUCCGUAAGUUUGAAAGUGUCACCACUUAAGCAUUUGAACUAAUGUCCAACGUUUUAGUCCUGGAAAUGAGAGACCGAAUCACUCUUUCAAACUCCCGAAACAGAUCACGGACGAAUUUGAAAUCUAUCAUCUUAAGAUCCGCAAGACUAGAACGUUCAACAGUUUGGAUGGAAGUUCUAAGUUGCAUAUCACAGAGGUUGAUAAAUCCUGUGGACACAAAUUGUCGGUCAAAAAUCAAGAAAUCGUGGUCUACAUUUUCCCUGAGGAGAAAAAAGAUCACAACAUGGAGAGGAACUCGGAGGAAGUUUCUAGUUACUCUGAAGAGAAGAAAGAUCUCAGCAUGGAAACCAAUUGGCAAGAAGUUUCUAUCACAUCUGUUCCGAUGAACAACCUCCUUCAACAAAAUAUGAAACUCGAGCUUGGUGAAGAAGUACAAUGGACAAUCCAGGAUCUGGCAGUAAAAAAUGUUUCCAACAGCUUCAUCAAACCCGCAUGUACCAUGCUCGUGCAGAUGGAUGGUGUCGGCUUUUACAACGACGGUCAAGAUCUCAAGACUUAGACAUGGACCUCAUGUCGCUGCAACAUAAUACUGAACAUCACUGAUAAAACAUUGCUUUCUCAUAGCUUCAAGAGACACAUGCGUGGUUUGCUGCGUCCAGAAAGGGAAUGAUGGGUGUUGGAUUGUUUGGAGUCAAAGAUGACGGCAUUCUA
This is a messenger RNA of Sclerotinia trifoliorum, 3912 nucleotides long. NCBI's taxonomy places the organism in Eukaryota, Fungi, Ascomycota, Leotiomycetes, Helotiales, Sclerotiniaceae. The record is from the annotation of a GenBank genome assembly.